GGCCGGGGCGGGGCCGGGGCGGGGCCGCUCGGAGCCGCCGGAGCCGCCGGAGCCGCCGCGCCCGCGAUGGAGCCCAACAGCCCCCGCAAGAUCCAGUUCACGGUGCCGCUGCUGGAGCCGCACCUGGACCCGGAGGCGGCCGAGCAGAUCCGCAGGCGCCGCCCGACCCCCGCCAACCUGGUCCUGAGCAGCGACCAAUCGUCCCCAGAGAUCGACGAGGACCGGCUGCCCAACCCCCUGCUGAAGUCCGGCCUGGCCAUGUCCCCCCGGCAGAGGAAGAAAGUGUCCCGCACCACCCCCACCAUGAAAGAGCUGCAGAUGAUGGUGGAGCAUCACCUCUGCAAGCAGCCGCAGGGCGGCGACGACGACGAGGAGGCGGCGAGCGCGGCCCGGUGUCCCCGCGGCGACCCCGAGCACCGCCACAGCCCCGGCGGGUCCUGCCCGCUGGCCACGGGCCACCGGACACCCGGGGAUGGCACACCCGGGAAUGGGACACCCGGGAAUGGGACCCCCCGAGACGGGACCCCCCGAGCCGGGACCCCCGGGGCUGCGCGGCGGAGCCGGGCCGAGGAUGGGAACCAUAUAGAGCCUGGGGACAGCGCGGGCCAGUAGGUGUGGCCGCGGGAUCCGGACACCAGCGGAGAUUUUUUAAAUUCCAUUUUCUAAGAUUUCGGGGCUGCCCAGAA
Oenanthe melanoleuca is the source of this 686-nucleotide messenger RNA. It is a transcript of the gene PPP1R1A, whose product is annotated as protein phosphatase 1 regulatory inhibitor subunit 1A. The transcript is spliced from 7 exons. Lineage: Eukaryota; Metazoa; Chordata; Aves; Passeriformes; Muscicapidae. Gene Ontology annotation, biological process: intracellular signal transduction. Gene Ontology annotation, molecular function: protein phosphatase inhibitor activity. The record is from RefSeq and is a predicted model, not a curated record. The coding region runs from base 67 to 612 and encodes 181 amino acids. Gene Ontology annotation, cellular component: cytoplasm.